GAAGAGGACUACUUCCUGUUUCUGGACUUGGGCGGGUGAGGGGAAGGGAAACAGCUCCAGGAGCGACUUCCUGCCUACGCUAUUGGCCGCGGGGGAGGUGGAGAGGAGGGCGGAGGACGCCGGAGACUGCGGUUGAGAAGAAAGUGUCAGAGCCGGUUCGGCUGUAGAGUGUGGUGAAAGGUACUUUUCAUGGUGCAUGGAAGGAAAGCCAAUGCGCAGGUGUACCAACAUUCGACCAGGAGAGACUGGAAUGGAUGUAACAAGCCGCUGCACCCUUGGAGACCCCAACAAACUGCCAGAAGGGGUUCCCCAACCUGCCCGCAUGCCCUAUAUCUCAGACAAGCACCCUCGACAAACUUUAGAAGUGAUUAACCUUCUGAGAAAGCACCGGGAACUAUGUGACGUGGUGUUAGUUGUGGGCACUAAGAAGAUAUAUGCCCAUCGAGUCAUCUUGUCAGCGUGUAGUCCCUACUUCCGAGCUAUGUUUACAGGAGAAUUGGCAGAGAGCCGUCAGACAGAAGUAGUGAUUCGAGACAUAGAUGAGAGGGCUAUGGAACUACUGAUUGACUUUGCAUAUACUUCCCAAAUAACUGUAGAAGAGGGCAAUGUUCAGACCCUUUUGCCAGCUGCUUGCCUCCUCCAGCUGGCAGAAAUACAGGAAGCCUGCUGUGAAUUCUUAAAGAGACAAUUGGAUCCCUCUAACUGUCUGGGCAUUCGGGCUUUUGCUGACACACAUUCGUGUCGUGAGUUGCUAAGGAUAGCAGACAAGUUCACUCAGCAUAACUUUCAAGAGGUAAUGGAGAGUGAAGAGUUCAUGUUGCUUCCAGCAAAUCAACUCAUUGAUAUAAUAUCUAGUGAUGAGCUAAACGUUCGCAGUGAAGAGCAAGUGUUCAAUGCAGUGAUGGCCUGGGUCAAAUACAGUAUUCAAGAAAGACGUCCUCAGUUACCCCAGGUGCUGCAACAUGUUCGUUUGCCUUUGCUUAGUCCCAAGUUCCUGGUGGGUACAGUAGGCUCUGAUCCCCUCAUCAAAAGUGAUGAAGAAUGCAGAGACUUGGUAGAUGAGGCUAAAAACUACCUCCUGUUGCCUCAAGAACGACCACUAAUGCAAGGACCAAGGACAAGACCACGGAAACCUAUCCGAUGUGGAGAAGUACUCUUUGCAGUUGGUGGUUGGUGCAGUGGAGAUGCCAUUUCCAGUGUUGAACGAUAUGACCCACAGACCAAUGAAUGGCGAAUGGUAGCUUCAAUGAGCAAAAGGCGAUGUGGAGUUGGGGUUAGUGUCCUUGAUGACUUAUUAUAUGCAGUAGGAGGCCAUGAUGGAUCCUCUUAUCUCAAUAGUGUUGAAAGGUAUGAUCCCAAAACAAACCAGUGGAGCAGUGAUGUGGCCCCUACGAGCACCUGCAGGACAAGUGUUGGUGUGGCAGUACUUGGAGGCUUUCUCUAUGCUGUGGGUGGCCAGGAUGGUGUCUCUUGCCUCAAUAUUGUUGAGAGGUAUGAUCCCAAGGAGAACAAAUGGACUCGGGUGGCUUCUAUGAGCACCAGGAGACUAGGUGUGGCUGUGGCUGUGUUAGGAGGGUUCUUAUAUGCUGUAGGUGGCUCUGACGGGACAUCUCCUCUCAAUACAGUGGAGCGUUACAAUCCUCAGGAGAACAGGUGGCAUACCAUAGCCCCCAUGGGGACCCGGAGAAAGCACCUAGGUUGUGCUGUGUAUCAGGACAUGAUCUAUGCCGUCGGAGGUAGAGAUGACACCACAGAACUCAGCAGUGCCGAGAGAUACAACCCUAGGACUAAUCAGUGGUCUCCAGUGGUGGCCAUGACAUCCCGUCGUAGUGGAGUUGGCCUGGCUGUGGUGAACGGACAGCUCAUGGCAGUGGGAGGUUUUGAUGGCACGACAUACUUGAAGACCAUUGAAGUUUUUGAUCCUGAUGCCAAUACAUGGAGGUUAUAUGGCGGGAUGAAUUACCGUCGCCUAGGGGGUGGCGUAGGAGUUAUUAAAAUGACACAUUGUGAAUCUCACAUAUGGUGAGCAUGUAGAAGACAGUCUUGGAUAUGCUCCUCUAUAUUCUGGGAGCUUUGACUUUGGAGCUUUGUACAGCUUGAGAAAACAUGAGAACACCUUUUAUUCUUUGCCAGUGCCUCAGCAUGUAGAAAUACAAUUCAUUGGAAGUACUUCACUUGUAAGAUACCACCUUUGCACAAUAAUUUUCAACUCUAUGCAGAAGAAUAUUUAUUUUUGGUUUUAAUUUAUCAUGUGUUUUUGUUUGCUUCUUUGUUUUUGUUUUGGAUUUAUCUUCCCUUCCA
Carlito syrichta (Philippine tarsier) is the source of this 2301-nucleotide messenger RNA. It is a transcript of the gene KLHL20, whose product is annotated as kelch like family member 20. Bases 197 to 2026 code for a protein of 609 amino acids. The record is from RefSeq and is a predicted model, not a curated record. Gene Ontology annotation, molecular function: protein binding. The transcript has 12 exons. NCBI's taxonomy places the organism in Eukaryota, Metazoa, Chordata, Mammalia, Primates, Tarsiidae.